GUGUCACCAGUCUUAAUGCUACCUGGAAUUAUAAACAUGCUAAAUUUGGUUGGACAAUGAAGCUUCUGGUAACGGUUUUGUUUGCCAUCAUCUUACAACUGGGAGCAGGAAACGAGCUGCAGGCCUGUGGCUCUGCACUUACCGACAUUUUGUCCCUUGUCUGCAGAAACCAGUUCCACGACGCGGCAAAAAGACAAUACCUGACGGAGAGAGAAGAAAAGGGUUCUAGAUUGAAAAGAAGAUUCUCGGCCGAGCAGAAGAGAGGGGGCGUGGUCGAGGAGUGCUGCUUUUCCAGCUGUUCCUACGAGAAUCUACUGCUGUAUUGUUCACAGAGCAUCGAUCCUAUAGACGUAUUUGCCGCAGUUCAAGCUGAAACAACAACGACGAGAAGACCAACAACAACAACAACUAGAAUCACAACAACGGCAGCAGCACAAACAACAACAACAAUAACAGCCGGCAAUAAACCCACGACGCCGGGGCAUGCUGACAACAAAAUCGUGGAUAGCGCGGCCUGGAGUUUGACCCGGAGAUGGUUUUACGUCAACCGACUCGGGCGGUUUCGUGGACAGGUUGGGAGGAGGAUAAUCAAUAUGUGAUACAUUGUGAGCUCUGAUUAGGGUAUUAUCCGCUAAUUCCCAGAGUUAGUGGUAAUGACAGUAACAUGUGGCCGCAUCUUCUGACCAACUCUGUGACAUUCUAAAUGACAUUCGUCUACCAAGAUUUUAAAUUAUUGAAUUUAAGAAGCAGGGAACUUUGUUUUAACGAUCAUGUAUAUAUAUAAAUCAAAUCAAUACAGUUUUCACAUUUUUUCCAGCAACAUUCUGCUUCAUCUACAAACUUAAAAAACUUUUUAAACGUAUAUGUUUUUUUUCAAGAGAAUUGUCAGUAUUACUUUCAAUUUCUUUGUUUCUCAAAAACAUACUUUUUGCAAUGUUGAUAUAUUGAAUAGAUUGAUAGAUUCACACUUGCUCUAAAUUUUAAUGGUUACAGUACCUUUAAAAAAAACAGUAAAAAAAUGUGUAUUUUUUCCGGAUCAGCUA
Messenger RNA from Saccostrea cuccullata (small rock oyster), 1043 nucleotides. Its product is annotated as insulin-like growth factor I. Gene Ontology annotation, cellular component: extracellular region. Gene Ontology annotation, molecular function: hormone activity. The coding region runs from base 57 to 599 and encodes 180 amino acids. Lineage: Eukaryota; Metazoa; Mollusca; Bivalvia; Ostreida; Ostreidae. The record is from RefSeq and is a predicted model, not a curated record. The transcript is spliced from 4 exons.